This is a messenger RNA of Rodentolepis nana, 1062 nucleotides long. NCBI's taxonomy places the organism in Eukaryota, Metazoa, Platyhelminthes, Cestoda, Cyclophyllidea, Hymenolepididae. The record is from the annotation of a GenBank genome assembly.
AUGACAUCUGCUCGGCAGCCCAUUUCUAACAACCUCCCAAAGUCAGAAAAUUCCAUACGCAUUCAUUGUUUUCUCUGUGAAUUACCCCGCAGUCCUUGGGCGCUUGUCUUUGAUUUCUCUGUCCCAGUGUGUCGUGGUUGUGUGAAUUAUGAGGGAGCGGAUAAGAUAGAGCAAAUCAUUCAGUGGGUUGGAGCACAGAAAAGAGCCCUUCUUCAAAAUGUAGAGAAACCCAAGUCUCUCAAGACUCAUUCUCUCUAUUCUCAGAAUCAUCCAACACUUAUGACCCUCUAUGUGGCAGCAUUAAGGCUGCUUCAAUAUCAAAAUAACAACAUUCAGCGUCGACAACUUUCACAACAAAACCACCAUCGAGAAAUCAGAUUUCCAGCCCCUAUUCGCUCAAUUUGUCACUCAACACCAAAAUUUGCUCUCUGUGUGGGCCUUUCACGUGAUUCAAACUGCUCUAUUCGUGAUCGCCUAUUUUUCGAAUAUCCCACUGGCACCGGCAAACUCAUAAGGGGUCUGAACAAACUUCUAGAACAGAUGGAUAUCUUAGAGAGUGAUUUGGAGGUGGAAAUUCGACGAGGAUAUUGGUGCAUCUUCGAAGAAGCCCUGCUAUUAUUUCAGGAUGAAAGAUUGCAAGCCCAAUGUUUAUUGUGUGGAGCCGCUUUAGAAGGGAGCCACUUUGUUCAAUGUCCUGUUCGUUCGAAGCAUAGAUUCUGCUUUGCUUGUGUUAGAUCUAUCCUAGUGCGAGAGGAAAAAGCCAAUAAUUUGGAAGAGGAGGAUAAGAAACCGAUUGAAGAACGGAGACGAUUUCAUUGUCCAAGUGGAGAAAGGUGCGCACUGUCCGAAAAUCCUGGAAUACCCUGGAGUUUUGUAGAAUCUGAAAUUGCUGUUAUUCUACGCGGUUCGAACAAUUAUGCUCAUAAUGGAGAUGCUCUUGGAAGGAAGCGACCUGCUUCUGGAGUGCUGAAUUUAAUCCAACAUCAGGAGAUUGGACGAACGCACUCUUUUGACGGAAAGGUUCAAAGGACCGAAUCGCCAAAUAAUACACCCACCGCGUAA